AUGGCGUCAAUCUGCCGGAGGGGGCUCGGUCAUUGCUCAGAUGAUGGCAAUGGUGGUCAAACUAGCCCCAAGUUGUUCAACAGAGCCCUUGCCAGGAGUCUGUACUGGGUGAAGCAGUAUAACUACGACGAUCUGGAAGCCAAAGUGAAGGACGAGAGUGUUAGAGAGAAUUCGGUUGCCAGUUACCAGCUUCGCUUCCUACGAGCACCCGAUUACCAGACCCUGUUCAAUGCCAGUAUUGGUGUCAAUUCGUCAGCUGCCGGGUUCGACUACGCUCUUCGAGGGUGCCUCUCACACUUUACCGUCGAUGAACUGACGGAGAUGAAGUUGCUGUACCCUGCUAGCGGUACGACGAAAAACAUUGAAUACAACACUAAUUUCGCGCAGGCUGGUCUGAUAUCUCGGGAUAUCGUGUUAGCCUGCCUUGGCUAUUGGCUAGCUUCUUCCGUGGACAGGGAGUGGCAGGGGAAGUAUAUCGUUAUUCCCGCUGUACAUCCAUCCUCACAAAAUUCCCAUCUCUGGACCCCUGAGAUCCAAAUCGAUAUAUGGCGGCAAUCUUUCAACAUCCUGAGGAUUUUUGGUAUUGGCCAAUCAGGGUCUAUGAGUACACCAAAACUGGCAGCGCUGGCGCAAAGUACCACUGAUAACUAG
Molecule: messenger RNA, 651 nt
Organism: Pseudomassariella vexata
Lineage: Eukaryota; Fungi; Ascomycota; Sordariomycetes; Amphisphaeriales; Pseudomassariaceae
Exons: 4
Coding region: 1-651 (216 amino acids)
Source: RefSeq, a predicted model, not a curated record